Pocillopora verrucosa is the source of this 588-nucleotide messenger RNA. Its product is annotated as E3 ubiquitin-protein ligase MARCHF3-like. Lineage: Eukaryota; Metazoa; Cnidaria; Anthozoa; Scleractinia; Pocilloporidae. Gene Ontology annotation, molecular function: ubiquitin-protein transferase activity; zinc ion binding. The record is from RefSeq and is a predicted model, not a curated record. Gene Ontology annotation, biological process: protein ubiquitination.
AUGUCGUCUGGUAAUCACAGUCCAGCGAUACUCCCAGUAUCAUGCUCAUUAAGCUCCAUUUCGUUGGGAGAAGGUGAACCGAUUUGUAGAAUUUGCCACAAUACUAGCGGAAAGGACCAAGGUCGAGAACCUUUACAAAAAGUUUGCUGGUGUAAAGGAACCAUGGGAAAGGUGCAUAAAUCCUGCUUGGAGUUGUGGUUAAAUUCAGCCCACAACCGAACGUGUCCAAUUUGUCGCUACCGUUUUCGCACAAGAAGAGUUUAUAAGCCUAUCAGAAAGUGGCGAUGCCUUCCAAUGCAAGCAAACGACAUUGCCAUGCUGAUAUUCAAUGUUUUGUUUCUUGGGAUGGUGUGUGUUCAAGUUUCCGGUAUUGGCUUCCUUCUCAAUCGUUACAGCAAACAAUCAGAAUGCAACGCCGCACUGAGUUUAGGAAUUGCAGGAAUCGCAUCUGGACUUCCAUUUUUCUUGUCUUUUUGGAUAGGAUCGAUGGUGAAUAUCUAUACUUCUAAUUAUUGGGCUAUGUGGCGUCGAAAAAACAAACACGUGGUAGUGAUCAUCGAAAACUUCAGUGACACAGAAGUUGUUUAG